Messenger RNA from Drosophila kikkawai, 2787 nucleotides. RefSeq names its product endoplasmic reticulum metallopeptidase 1. Gene Ontology annotation, molecular function: metalloexopeptidase activity. Gene Ontology annotation, biological process: proteolysis. The record is from RefSeq and is a predicted model, not a curated record. Lineage: Eukaryota; Metazoa; Arthropoda; Insecta; Diptera; Drosophilidae.
UAUUUAUAAACAUUUCUCCGAUGAAUUUUAGUCACUGUAAAAUCCAGGAGGGCUACUCGGACACCGUUCUCUUCAAUGUCUUGGCAAAGAAGAAGGAGAUGAGAAGGCGUCUGCCCUGGUUCUAUGCACCCGCCUUCCUGCUCCUCUGCGUGGUGCUAUUCUUCGCGGUGGUUCUGCCGCUCUUCUACAAACUACCCGAUCAAGUAACCCUUGCCGACGAGCCACUGAAACCCGGCGAAUUCGUGGCGGAGAGAGCGCAGAAAGUACUCAAAGAAUUCGAUCGUAUCGGGCCGAAGGUGGUGGGGAGCACCGCCAACGAGGUGACCACGGUUGCAUUUCUCUUAGGCGAGGUGGAAAAGAUACGAGGUGAAAUGCGCAGCGAUCUCUUUGACUUGGAGGUGGAUGUCCAGCAGCCAAGCGGCUCUUAUGUGGUGGGAACCAUGACCAGCAUUUACCAGGGCAUUCAGAAUGUGGUUGUCAAGCUGGCCAGUAGGAGUUCCAACAGCUCAUCCUACAUGCUGGUCAAUAGUCACUUUGACUCAAAGCCAGGCAGUCCAGGUGCUGGCGAUGAUGGCACCAUGGUGGUGGUUAUGCUAGAGGUUCUGCGUGUAAUGGCCAUUUCUGCAACGGUCUUUACGCAUCCCGUAGUAUUUCUGUUUAAUGGAGCAGAGGAGAAUCCUCUGCAGGCCUCCCAUGGCUUUAUUACUCAGCAUAAAUGGGCAGCCAACUGCAAGGCAGUCAUCAACCUGGAAGUGGGAGGCAGUGGAGGACGGGACAUACUCUUUCAAAGCGGUCCAAAUAAUCCCUGGCUAGUAAAGUACUAUAAAAAACACUCAAAGCAUCCGUUUGCCUCAACUUUGGCGGAGGAAAUCUUUCAAUUUGGCAUACUGCCCUCUGACACGGAUUUUCGCAUUUUUAGAGACUACGGAAAUAUUCCUGGUCUUGAUAUUGCACAAUUUAGCAAUGGCUACGUUUACCACACAGCCUUUGAUUCAUUCAAUGUGGUACCAGGACGCUCUGUUCAGAAUACAGGAGAAAAUGUUCUCUCACUCGUCAAAGCCUUUUCCAAUGCCCCUGAACUGGGUAAUUCUGAGGCAGACACCGAAGGACAUGCCGUAUUCUUCGACUUUUUAGGUCUGUUCUUUGUGACUUAUACGGAAAAAACUGGCAUCAUCUUGAACUACUGCCUGGCUGGGCUCAGUCUUCUGUUAGUUGGUUUUUCCAUUUGGCGAAUGUCCAGUCAGUCAGAGGUUUCUAUAGGAAAGACAUUAAUAUGGUUUGCCAUCCUCCUGGGGCUUCAUUUGAUUGGAUGUCUUCUGUGUAUUGGCCUGCCUUUGCUGAUGAGUGUUUUAUAUGAUGCUGGAGAUCAAACCAUGACCUAUUACAGCAGCAACUGGUUGGUGAUAGGUCUAUACAUCUGCCCGGCUAUCAUAGGUCUUGUGUUGCCUUCGACAUUGUUGUAUUCAUUCAAGACAAAUGAAAAGUUGAGCCAUUCGUAUCAGAUUUACAUGGGUUUGCAUGCCCACUGCGUUAUCCUGGCAAUUCUUUCUCUGAUCUUGACAGGGAUAGGACUGCGUAUACCCUAUAUGUGCAUGAUAUCCUUGUUUUUAUAUGUGGCUUCUUUGUUGAUUAAUCUUAUAAGUACUUUACAUGAUAGAGGUUACUAUUGGGUUGUGACAGUGGAGAUAAUCCAGCUCUUUCAGUUUGUGUAUUUUUGCUAUUUGUUUUACAUAUUCCUGGUGAUAUUCUUCCCUGCUAUGGGAAGAAAUAGGGACUCAUCCAAUCCAGAUAUGCUAAUAGCCCUGAUAUGUGCCAUGGGAACAUUCUUUGCCCUAGGUUUUGUGGUUCCUCUGAUAAACAUGUUCCGCUGGUCCACAGUUUUAUUGAUUGGUCUCGGCGUGGUGACCUUCAUCUUUUGCAUGAUCUCCCUAUCGGAAGUGGGAUUUCCCUAUCGUCCAAAGACAAGUGUGAUGCGGGUGAACUUUCUGCAAACUCGUCGCAUCUUCUACGAAUUCGAUGGCUCUACUAGUAUCGAUGAUUCCGGUUACUACUUUGACUUACAGGACAGGCAUGCCCUACGACCGCUUAAGGAUUACCCCGUAAACCUCGCCGGACUCAGUAAAAUAAAUCCCCCAUGUACUGACUACGUGAUGUGUGGCAUGCCUUGUUUCUGGAGCAGCUGGUGUAGGUCACUCUCCAGCGCAGCUUGGUUGCCGCGUGAGCAGCCAGUGGAUAUACCGGGCUCAUUGAACCUAACCCUUUUGCGUACAAGUGUACUGGAGUCGGGAAGGGUCAAGAGAUUUGAGUUAGAACUCGCUGGACCACCACACAUGGGCUUGUAUAUAAGACCCUUGGAGGGAGCUGCUGUGGAGGACUGGUCCUUUAUAAGGAACAUGCUGGACAGGCCGGAUAAGUACUCGGCGCCCUACCAGAUAUACUUUUCCUACGGCUUGGAUAAGUCACCAUUUACAUUUCACAUAGAUUUUACAAAAUCCAAUGGAAACUUCAAUGAAGCUAUCUUCGAGCUUGGGGUUGUGGGACACUAUGUUAACCAGGAUUUCAAGCGUGAUGAGACCACCGUGCAGUUUAUUAGAAGCCUGCCAGACUUUGUUCACACCAUGGAAUGGCCCUCUCUUUUUGUGCGAUUUAUCUUCUAGGAUCCCCCUUUCUGCUGUACUCUAUAUAGCUUUGCUUCUAUUAUACGUAUUUGGGUCGAUCCCUGAUCUUUGGCUGCGAUAAUGCCAGCGAUAGGGUAAAGGCUGAGAAAUAAAUAUAAUCUCUAUACUA